AUAAUGUUUUCACUACUUUACGGGUUCUGGCAGUACAUGUUUCAAAAGGACGAAUACUACGUUCUGAUUCUUGGUCUUGACAACGCUGGAAAGACGACCUUUCUGGAGCAGGCAAAAGCCAGUUUGAAUCCUAACUACAAGACUCUCAACCUGUCAAAAAUUAGCUGCACCGUGGGACUCAACAUUGGGAAGAUUGUAUCAGAAGGUGUGGUGCUCAAUUUCUGGGACUUGGGUGGACAGAGUGAACUGCAGUGUUUAUGGGAUAAGUAUUACGCAGAGUCACAUGCCAUCAUUUAUGUAGUGGAUUCAUCGGACACGGAAAGAAUACAAGAGUCAAAAGCUGCCUUUGAUAAACUGAUACACAAUGAUGCACUAAAGGAGCUUCCACUGUUGUUUGUAGCAAAUAAGCAAGAUGUACAG
Rhagoletis zephyria (snowberry fruit fly) is the source of this 420-nucleotide messenger RNA. The record is from RefSeq and is a predicted model, not a curated record. Lineage: Eukaryota; Metazoa; Arthropoda; Insecta; Diptera; Tephritidae.